This is a messenger RNA of Myxozyma melibiosi, 917 nucleotides long. Its product is annotated as putative cyclophilin. Gene Ontology annotation, molecular function: peptidyl-prolyl cis-trans isomerase activity. Bases 153 to 836 code for a protein of 227 amino acids. The record is from RefSeq and is a predicted model, not a curated record. Lineage: Eukaryota; Fungi; Ascomycota; Lipomycetes; Lipomycetales; Lipomycetaceae. Gene Ontology annotation, biological process: protein folding; protein peptidyl-prolyl isomerization. The transcript has 6 exons.
CUGUCUCUUUGUUAAAUCUUACAUAAUCUCUGACCAACAUCCCGACGCCGCAAGCCUCGUCAGCUUCCUCCUCUCCUUCCCUUCCGCAGAUCUCGAAUCCCAACCACCUCCCUCGCCCUCCAUCCACAAAUCCCUCCAACACCACACUCGCAAUGUUCAAUUGGUUCAGAUUAGUGUCUGUCGUGCUUGCCCUUGCGCUUGCGUUCCUCUUCUUCGCCCAGGAAACCGCCGCGGCGGGGCCGACUAUCUCCAACCCCGAGGUCACUACUAAAGUGUUUUUUGAGGUUGAGCAGGGUGGUCAGUCGCUCGGCACUAUCGUCUUUGGUCUCUAUGGAAACGUUGUGCCCAAGACCACCGAGAACUUUCGUGCGCUCUGCACUGGCGAGAAGGGAUUCGGAUACCAGGGAUCCAAGUUCCACCGUGUGAUUGAUAACUUCAUGAUUCAGGGCGGUGACUUCACCCGCGGCGACGGAACCGGCGGCAAGUCAAUCUACGGUGCCCGUUUCCCCGAUGAGAACUUCUCGAUCAAGCACACCCGUCCCGGUCUUCUUUCCAUGGCUAACGCCGGCCGCGAUACCAACGGCUCGCAGUUUUUCAUCACCACCGUCGUUACCUCCUGGCUCGACGGCCGCCACGUCGUCUUCGGUGAAGUCCUCGAGGGCAUGGACAUCGUCACCAAGAUCGAAAAGACCAAAAAGGGCCGCGGCGACAAGCCCGUCGUCGACAUCGUCAUCGUCAAGUCCGGUGAGAUCAAGGACGACUCCGCGCCCGUCCCUGCCGCCGAGACCGUGGCCGAGCCCGAGGCUGCGGCCGCGCCGGAGAAGGAUGAGCUGUGACUACAUGGUUGGAAAGAUUGGUUGAAGACGUUUGAUCUCUUGACUGGUAGAUGGUGAUGGAGUGUUGUGUUGUGUGUACGU